Messenger RNA from Vitis riparia (riverbank grape), 2642 nucleotides. RefSeq names its product kinesin-like protein KIN-13B. Gene Ontology annotation, molecular function: microtubule binding; ATP binding; microtubule motor activity. Bases 66 to 2225 code for a protein of 719 amino acids. Lineage: Eukaryota; Viridiplantae; Streptophyta; Magnoliopsida; Vitales; Vitaceae. Gene Ontology annotation, biological process: microtubule-based movement. The transcript is spliced from 12 exons. The record is from RefSeq and is a predicted model, not a curated record.
UUCCUCAAAGCUUCUCUGGUAGAGGUUGUGGAGAGAGAAAAGAGAGAGAAAGAGAGAGAAAGAAGAUGAAUGCGUUGGGGAGGCAGGCGCAGAGAUCUGGUGCAUCGACGAUGCAUCAGAGGCAGUACUCCGACAACUUCAUAGAUGCUUCGUCUAAUGGGAGGUGGCUUCAAUCUGCUGGUCUUCAGCACCUCCAGUCCUCCAAUGCCUCCGUUCCUUCUCUUCAGGACUAUGGGUACUAUGGUGGUGGUGGUGGUGGAGGAGGAGGAGGAGGAGGAGGAGGAGGGGGGCAGGGGUCGAGAGUGUAUAGGAGUAUGCAGAGGGAGUUUGGUGGAGGGAAUGAGUUUUACUCAGAGCCAUCUACGCCGCCUUUAAAUUCGAGGUCGAUGGGUCAGAGGAAGACCGGUGAGGAGCAAGUUUCACCUAGUGAGUUCAGUCCUGGACUCCUAGAUCUGCAUUCUUUGGAUACUGAGCUUCUUCCUGAGAUACCAGUUCAUAGUCUUUAUGAUAGCACUUCCAUGUAUCAUUCUGUACGGGGCAGAAGCUUUGAUGACUCUGAGCCAUACAUCCCUGCCAACAAACAGGCUGGCAGAGCUCGUGGUUUGCCAGAAAACAACCUACUGAAAAGUUUUGCUGCUGAUAAGGAGAAGGCCAGCUCUGUUGCGAAGAUAAAAGUUGUGGUUCGCAAAAGACCAUUAAAUAAAAAGGAGUUAGCAAAGAAUGAGGAGGACAUUAUAACUAUUGAUUCCAAUUCUCUGACAGUUCAUGAGACAAAACUUAAGGUUGAUUUGACAGAAUAUGUGGAGAAGCAUGAAUUUUUUUUUGAUGCAGUGUUGAAUGAGGAGGUUUCAAAUGAUGAGGUCUAUCGUGAGACUGUGGAGCCCAUUGUUCCAAUAAUUUUUCAACGCACGAAAGCAACUUGCUUUGCAUAUGGGCAAACAGGGAGUGGAAAAACUUUUACUAUGAAACCAUUGCCACUUAAGGCGUCUCGGGAUAUCUUGAGAUUGAUGCACCACACUUACCGGAACCAAGGUUUUCAGUUGUUUGUAAGCUUCUUUGAAAUUUAUGGAGGAAAGCUUUUUGAUCUCCUCAAUGAUCGGAAAAAACUUUGCAUGAGAGAAGAUGGUAAACAGCAAGUUUGCAUUGUGGGUUUGCAAGAGUAUAGAGUAGCUGAUGUGGAGACAAUUAAAGAGCUCAUUGAGAAAGGAAGUGCAACAAGAAGUACUGGUACAACUGGUGCAAAUGAGGAGUCCUCCCGUUCACAUGCCAUACUUCAGCUUGCUAUCAAGAGAUCUGUUGAUGGCAAUGAAUCAAAGCCUCCUCGUGUUGUUGGCAAGCUCUCCUUUAUAGAUCUUGCUGGGAGUGAACGUGGUGCGGAUACAACAGAUAAUGAUAAGCAGACAAGAAUGGAAGGUGCUGAGAUUAAUAAAAGUUUGCUUGCAUUGAAGGAAUGCAUAAGAGCACUUGACAAUGAUCAGGGUCAUAUUCCUUUUAGAGGCAGUAAACUAACUGAAGUUCUAAGAGAUUCAUUUGUUGGUGACUCACGUACGGUAAUGAUUUCAUGCAUUUCACCCAAUGCUGGAUCGUGUGAGCAUACUCUCAACACCUUAAGAUAUGCCGACAGGGUGAAGAGCCUCUCCAAAGGCGGCAACUCUAAGAAGGAUAUAUUGUCUUCAACCUUAAACCUAAAGGAAUCAACAAACAUGCCCCUAUCUUCAGUUUUACCUGUUGUAACCACCUAUGAAGAUGACAUGACUGAUACAUGGCCUGACCAAAAUGAAAGAGACGAGUUUGAUGUGUCAGAAGAGUCCUAUGAGCAAGAGAAACCAUCAUGGAAGAAUGGGAGGCUAGAGCCAUACCAUCUUUCUCAUUCUGAAGACAAAUUUAGGAAGGCCAAUGGCCAGACAAAAUGGAAGGAACAGCCAAAAUUUGAUACUAAGAUCUCCCAUUCAGAUGAUGAUUUGAAUGCCCUCUUACAGGAAGAGGAAGAUCUUGUAAAUGCUCACCGGAAACAAGUGGAGGAGACCAUGAACAUUGUUAGAGAGGAGAUGAACCUGUUGGUCGAAGCAGAUCAACCCGGGAAUCAGCUGGAUGACUAUGUUUCUAGAUUGAAUUCAAUACUAUCCCAGAAGGCUGCUGGAAUAAUGCAGCUUCAAGCUCAUUUGGCUCAUUUUCAGAAGCGUCUGAAGGAGCAUAAUGUUUUAGUGUCUUCAUAUGGUCAAUAAUUUCAUAGUUGCUGUCACAUGAGAAAUAAAGCUUGGUUUUACUCUGAAGCUUAUUAUCUCAAUAUCACCGAUCCAAUGGUGGGUUGGUUCCAUGGCUUACAUGAUUCUGUUCAGAAUAUUGUGGCCUAGUAAAAAUGGCAUCUCCCAGGCAUGGGAUUGUUUCGUUUAGCAUCAUCCUACAUCUUUGGCAAUCUCCAUUAGGUUUCUGGAGUUGCAGUUUUUUGUUGUCGAAUUAAGGCCUUAUUUCUCUUUCACAUUUUUAUCAUUACUGUUAAAUUUGUUAUUGAUUUAUCCCCUUUAUCGUGUCACUGGAAACUCUGGGAUUAACAUGCUAUUUGGCAUGCUUUUGUAAAGCUCUGCAGACUGCAGCACUGUACUCUUAUUGAUAAUGCAAGGAAUUAAUAUUGGAUUGCUAUU